AUGCCCGUGCCUCAAAUGGAUGGCUCCUGCUUUGGCAAACCGGACAAGGCCGAACCAUCUACUGAAGUUGCACCUACAGGUCCUUUAACAAUGCCUUCUUUCUUACAGCUCAGUGAAAUCGAACUCCACGAUAAGUACGCCGAGCUCACUCGUCUUGAGAAUGAGCGCCUUGCGGCUAGCAAGGAUCCUAGUGCUGAUGGUCAGUGGGCGCGUCUUGAACCUGAUCCUGUUCUUGACCGGUACAACAAUAUACAUCCUUGGGCCAACCGUCGUGUCGUUUUAAGGGUACCAGAGGGUAUCAACGAUUACAUCAAUGCCUCGCCAGUUAAUCUGACAUCCACUUCUGCCAAACAAAGCAGCCUCAAGGCCGGCAUCCAAGAUAAAUACAUUUGUAUGCAAGGCCCCAAGCGUCAAACCGUCGACCAUGUCUGGCAUAUGAUCUGGCAUGAAUUGGCGGAACCCUACAAUUCCUCUCCAGCCGUAAUCAUCAUGCUUAGUCCCACCCAUGCUCCUAUGCCUGAUGAUCCAAGCAGAAUAUUUGAGAAGUGCUUCCCGUAUUACCCGUUGGACGAGAACUCCGAGCCUCUAUAUAUCAACGAGAGGAGUGAGCUGGGUGACGACUUCAAGGCGACUGUCAAGUUCGUGUCCCGAGAACCAGGCAUCGAAGGCACUGCUAUCGAGGUUCGCAAGCUGGUUAUGACUGUUGAGGGCGAAGACGAGGAAAAGCCUGUCUUUCACUAUUUGUACCCCAACUGGCCUGACUUUGGUGCUCUCGAGGAAGAGAAUGUAGCGAGCAUUCUUGCCUUGAUGGAGAUUACCCGCGAACAGAAUGGGAAAGGCGAAAAUCCUCGUAUUGUUCAUUGCAGUGCUGGCGUCGGACGUACUGGUACAUUCGUCGCCUUAGAAUUCCUGGUCGGCGAGUUGCAAGGUGGUGCAUGGGAGAGAUGGGAUGAGAGCGACCAUGCUGGCGAGGAUCCAAUCUUUCAGACUGUCAACCAAUUACGCGAGCAGCGGAAGACAAUGGUUCAAGCCUUCGAGCAGUACGCGUUCCUUUAUGAGGUCUGCCGGAAGAUCUGGGAGGAGAAGUACCAUACUCCUUGCGUUGGAGGUGAGCAUAGCCAUACAAUCCCACCUGAGAACCGGACCAAGACCGACGUCUGCGGUACUGGCCCCGACUAG
Molecule: messenger RNA, 1179 nt
Organism: Mollisia scopiformis
Lineage: Eukaryota; Fungi; Ascomycota; Leotiomycetes; Helotiales; Mollisiaceae
Product: phosphatases II
Exons: 2
Coding region: 1-1179 (392 amino acids)
Biological process (GO): protein dephosphorylation
Molecular function (GO): protein tyrosine phosphatase activity
Source: RefSeq, a predicted model, not a curated record